This is a messenger RNA of Papaver somniferum (opium poppy), 1729 nucleotides long. Its product is annotated as S-adenosylmethionine synthase 3-like. Gene Ontology annotation, cellular component: cytosol. Gene Ontology annotation, molecular function: ATP binding; methionine adenosyltransferase activity. NCBI's taxonomy places the organism in Eukaryota, Viridiplantae, Streptophyta, Magnoliopsida, Ranunculales, Papaveraceae. The record is from RefSeq and is a predicted model, not a curated record. The coding region runs from base 150 to 1316 and encodes 388 amino acids. Gene Ontology annotation, biological process: S-adenosylmethionine biosynthetic process. The transcript has 2 exons.
ACCGACAAAAGGGAACGAGUCCAAGAUUAGAUUUGCCCCUGUUUUAUCCCUAUUUAAUAACAAACCAUUUCCUUUGAAUCAUUCAUCCAUUUGUUUUCCAGAUCUUCUCUCCCACUCUCAGAUUUCUCUACCAAUUAUUUCCCGCAGAGAUGGAUACCUUCCUAUUCACAUCGGAAUCUGUCAAUGAAGGUCACCCAGACAAGCUCUGCGACCAAGUCUCAGAUGCCAUCCUUGAUGCUUGUUUAGAGCAAGAUCCCGAGAGCAAGGUUGCAUGUGAGACCUGUACCAAGACAAACAUGGUCAUGGUCUUUGGUGAAAUCACCACCAAGGCUAAGGUCGAUUACGAGAAAAUCGUAAGAGACACUUGCAGAGAAAUCGGUUUCGUCUCAGCUGAUGUCGGACUUGAUUGUGACAGAUGCAAUGUCCUUGUUAACAUCGAGCAACAAAGUCCCGACAUUGCUCAGGGUGUCCACGGUCACCUUACAAAGAAGCCUGAGGAGAUUGGAGCUGGUGAUCAAGGUCACAUGUUCGGAUAUGCCACUGACGAGACUCCUGAAUUGAUGCCCCUAACUCACGUCCUUGCCACCAAGCUCGGAGCCAAGCUCACUGAGGUGAGAAGGAAUGGAACGUGUGCAUGGUUGAGACCCGAUGGAAAGACCCAAGUGACUGUUGAGUACAAGAAUGACAACGGAGCUAUGAUCCCUAUCAGGGUGCACACCGUUCUUAUCUCUACCCAGCACGACGAAACCGUCACAAACGAGGAGAUUGCCAAGGACUUGAAGGAACAUGUUAUCAAACCUGUUAUCCCAGCAAAGUACCUUGACGAUAACACCAUCUUUCACUUGAACCCAUCAGGUCGUUUUGUGAUUGGUGGACCUCAUGGAGAUGCAGGACUCACUGGAAGGAAGAUCAUUAUCGAUACCUACGGUGGUUGGGGUGCCCAUGGUGGAGGUGCAUUCUCCGGCAAGGAUCCAACAAAGGUGGACAGAAGUGGUGCUUACAUUGUCAGGCAGGCUGCCAAGAGUAUAGUGGCAGCAGGGUUAGCCAGACGUUGCAUUGUUCAAGUGUCAUAUGCUAUCGGUGUGCCUGAGCCACUAUCCAUCUUCGUGGACUCUUACAAAACAGGAACUAUCCCUGACAAGGAUAUACUAGCUUUGGUAAAGGAGAACUUCGACUUCAGGCCAGGAAUGAUGUCAAUCAACCUUGACCUCAAGAGAGGAGGAAACUACAGGUUCCAAAAGACUGCAGCUUACGGGCAUUUUGGCCGUGAUGAUCCCGAUUUCACAUGGGAGAUUGUCAAGCCCCUUAAGGCUUAAGUUUCUGGUCGCAGCCUUACUACUUCGCAAAGGGUGGCUUGGUUUGACUUUUGUUUUGUCAUGCUAAGGUAAUAGCCGCGUCUAAAAUUUAUGUGUAAUCUGUAUUAUGGUCACAAACCAUAUAUUUUUUCAAGGCUCCCAUUAGAAAGCCGAGAUACUGUAGCUAGAGCACCUUUGAGGUUCAAGUUGAGGGUAGAAGAAGUAGCGGAUUAUAGGGUGCCUAGCAUUGAAGUUGUCUCAGUUUUCCGAUCUUUAUGUGUGUUUCUGUUUUCUUGUUUUUAGUAAUUUCUUCCUCCAUAGAGUUAUCGGCGUGAGAUUUAUUUGUGUACCCAUACAAACUUGUUUGAUUUGGGGUUUCAAUAUAUUUGGUGUUAUUCAUGAACUGGAUAUGCAAUUUUAAUUUCUUUCCUCCU